ACUACUGGGGACGUCGACGCGGCAACCGCGGAUGACGACACGAUUGCGACGGCGUAGAGAGGACGCGAGGACGCGGGGACGGGAGGGUGGCUGCUUGGUGGGAUGUGCUCGCUGUCGCGCCGGCUCCGACGAGCUGUCAGCGGGUACGCGGUUGGGUGUGCCAGCGAUCGCAGGAGGAGAGAAGGGCGCGAAGGCUGCCGGCACGCCAGCUGUCAAGGCGCGACGUCAUCGCCGCGGGCUUCCGAGUCUGCGUUCGAGUCCCGCGCGACUUGUCGGGUGAGCGGUGGCCAGACGGCGAGGCUAGGUAGACUCGAGUCAGCAUCGAGAUGGCGGUCUCCGACGGUCGUCCCUGCGCGCCCCGCGUGACGUGACCGAACAUCAACCGUCGCGUUUCCUAAUCGGUGAAAAGUGAGAAAAUUCGCAUCUACGACCUCCUGUAAUUGCUAUCUCGCGAUCCGCUGCA
Molecule: messenger RNA, 463 nt
Organism: Schizophyllum commune H4-8
Lineage: Eukaryota; Fungi; Basidiomycota; Agaricomycetes; Agaricales; Schizophyllaceae
Exons: 1
Coding region: 103-366 (87 amino acids)
Source: RefSeq, a predicted model, not a curated record